Rana temporaria (common frog) is the source of this 2147-nucleotide messenger RNA. RefSeq names its product nuclear distribution C, dynein complex regulator (gene NUDC). The record is from RefSeq and is a predicted model, not a curated record. The coding region runs from base 98 to 1096 and encodes 332 amino acids. NCBI's taxonomy places the organism in Eukaryota, Metazoa, Chordata, Amphibia, Anura, Ranidae. The transcript has 9 exons. Gene Ontology annotation, cellular component: cytoplasm. Gene Ontology annotation, biological process: protein folding.
GGCUGUAGAGUAGCAGCAGCGAUUGGCUAGACUGGUGGUAGGAGGGGCUUGUUGGUAGGUUCGCGGAAACUGUGCAGCGUGUGUUGGACUGAGCAGGAUGGCGGCGAGCGGGUGUGCAGAUGACGAGCGCUUUGACUCUAUGUUACUGGCUAUGGCUCAGCAGCACGAGGGCGGCGUGCAGGAGCUUGUAAACACAUUCUUCAGCUUCCUAAGGAGAAAAACUGACUUCUUUUUGGGGGGUGAAAGUGGAGCAGCUGAAAAGCUAAUCGGUGAUGCAUUCAAGCACCACAAUAAACUAGCCCAAGCAGUCAAGGAACAGAAGGAGGCUGAGCUGCGAGAACGAAACGCUGCAAAACUUGAGCAAGCUGCCAAGCACAAGCCUAUGGAGCCUGGGGAACCAAGAAUCACAGAGCUAACUGAUGAGGAAGCAGAUAAACUUCAAAAGGAAAUUGAUAAGACUAAAGCCAAAGAGCUAGAACAAGAGCAAGUUAAGCCCGCUGUUGACACAGAUACAAAAACGGUUGUUCAAAAGGGUAGUGAUGAUGAGGAGGAAGAUGAAAAGGACAAAGGAAAGCUUAAGCCAAAUUCAGGCAAUGGAGCAGAUCUUCCAAAUUACCGCUGGACACAAUCCCUGUCAGAAGUGGAUCUAGUUAUUCCAUUUUCUGUGUCCUUCCGUCUUAAAAGUAAAGAUGUGGUAGUGGACAUUCGGAGAAAAAAACUUAGCAUUGGGCUAAAGGGUCAGAAUCCUGUGUUGGAUGGAGAGCUUUUUAAUGAUAUCAAGGUGGAAGAGUGCUCAUGGCUAAUAGAAGAUGGCAAAGUGGUUACAGUUCAUUUGGAAAAGAUCAAUACAAUGGAAUGGUGGAACCGUGUACUCAAAACAGAACCUGAAAUUAACACAAAGAAAAUUAAUCCUGAAAACUCUAAGCUGUCUGAUUUAGAUGGAGAGACCCGGAGUAUGGUAGAAAAAAUGAUGUAUGACCAAAGACAGAAAUCAAUGGGCCUUCCAACUUCAGAUGAACAGAAGAAGCAGGACAUUUUGAAAAAGUUCAUGGAACAACACCCAGAAAUGGACUUCUCCAAAGCUAAAUUCAGCUGAUCAUCUUCAUCCCCACACACGUUUGCUUGAAUGGCGCUGUCAGUAUUGCGAAAUGUCCAAGAACAGUUGUAGUCUGUGGUUAAAGCAAAACUUCAUUUUGUUGUGGCAAAACAGUACCUUCUGGUUGGUUAUAUACAAGGAUUUUGACAUUUUGUUUCUUCUGUUCUAUAAAUACUGAAAUAAAUAGUCCAUGCUAGAGCAAUUUUUGAAAACUUUUAAAAAUGAGCACCAAGUGUAAGGCUUUUUGGUAUUAGGUUUACCCCGUUGUAAAACAAUGCUUGCACCUGGUUAUUAAAGAUAAACCUAGCAUAAUGUGGCAUAUUUUUCCCAGAUUCCUCAUGCUUCCAUAAAAUUCUGGACAGAACUUAAAGCAGAACUUAAGGGUUAUAGUACCUACCUUUCCAGUUGUCCCCUGCUGGCACCAGAAUUUUUCUUCUGUGUGCCUGUCUUCAUUGGGUGGUGCUAGCUGACGUCACUCCAGCGCUACCACAGGAUCUACUCAUCCUGGCACACAGGGAUCAGCCUUGUGCCGUAAGCUGAGCUAUGCAUAAUAGCAAGCAGGUAUGGGCACUUUAUUGCAGAAGUGACAUUGCAUGUCUCUUCUGCAAAAAAAAAGCUCGCCUGCUCGCGGUUUGUCACAAUGGAACUUAAGUUCCACUUUAAGAUCAAAUUACAGACAGCCUGCGUCAUAAAAUACUUAAUCUCCUAGAAUUAUUUGUUUCUUGCGUGUCUAGAGGGAAGCGAGAGUGCUGUUAUUUGUUUUUUCUACAACUUAAAUCGUGAUAACCAUACACUAUCAUGCUCAAAGGCCUUGUCAGGGUAUGCAACUACAUCGGUUAAAAUCUGUAAUGUCUACUGUUGAGCUAGAGGUACAUGUGUCCAAGUAAUACAACACCCACAUAGGUGAAUGAGUGCCUUCUGUGGAAAGAGCAAGUUGCAUCUGUUCAAAUUUAAAGUUGUUAUGCAUUCGCUAUCAAUAUGCAUGUGUAGCAGUCUGUUAUUGCAUCGUAUACAUGAGUACAGUCAAAUAAAGAAAUUUGCUACGUUUUCA